CUGUACUGAUCGGGCCGGACUCUGAAGUCUGAACUGCAGCGGGUAAUCGGAUUAACCAGAAAGGGAAAUGGCGACACCCAGUCCCAGACCCAGAGAGCACAUAGAGGAGAUCAGAAGGAAGACGUUCAAGAUCGGGGGGAACGAACCCGACCUCACCAAUCUGUAUCGGCAUCACGCCAUCAACUAUCUCGCCGCUGAGCUCUACACCAAGGACGUCCACUUCCUCAUGGAGCUCAACCAGAAUGCGGAGGACAACGAGUACUUGGAGGGGGUAAAACCGUCACUUGAAUUCGUGAUAACUACGCGGGACAUUACGGCGACCGGAGCUCCGGCGACCUUGCUGGUCUUCAACAACGAGAAGGGAUUUUCCGCUAAAAAUGUUGAGUCCAUUUGCGGCAUUGGAUGCUCCACUAAGAAAGGCCAGCGAAAACGAGGCUAUAUCGGCGAGAAAGGAAUUGGGUUCAAGAGUGUGUUUCUCAUCACAACACAGCCUUACAUAUUCAGCAAUGGUUAUCAGAUACGGUUUAAUGAAGAGCCUUGCCCACAUUGCAAAAUUGGAUACAUUGUCCCAGAAUGGGUUGAUGACAACCCAGCACUUUCCACCAUAAAACAAAUAUAUGGCUCUGACUCUGACCUUCCAACCACAACAAUUGUCUUGCCUCUGAAGCCUGACAAGGUUAGCCCUGUAAAGCAGCAACUCUCGAAAAUCCAUCCUGAAGUUCUUUUGUUCCUUUCAAAACUAAAGAGGUUUUCAGUCAAGGAAGACAACGAGGAUCCUAGUCACAAUAUAGUGAGCGGGAUAUCCAUUUCAAGUGAGACUGAUUUUACUGCAAAGAAGAAUAUUGAUGCUGAGACAUAUGUGCUACAUCUUUCAGCUGAUAAAAAUGAUGACAAUAUGGAGAAAGAUUGCAGCUAUUACAUGUGGAGGCAGAAGUUUCCAGUCAAGCAGGAAUAUAAAGUAGAAAAACGGAUGGAAGUGGACGAGUAUAUGGUUACAAAUUUUCCUUUCAUAAUUCAAGCAGAUUUUCUACUAGCAUCUUCGAGGGAAACAAUCCUUUUGGAUAACAAAUGGAAUCAAGGUAUUCUCGAAUAUGUGCCCAGUGCUUUUAUCAAUGCAUUCAUUUCCCUGGUGAAAACCGUGGAAGGAGCCCCUGUAUCUACUCUGGCUCAUAUGUUCGAGUUCCUACCCAUCAACAUCCCUCCUUACCCUGCGCUGAAUGCUGUGAGAGACAGUAUUAAAGCCAAACUGGUUAAUGAAGACAUAGUUCCCUGUGAGUCAUACAUGGAACAGAAGUUAUUUCGGAAGCCUAUUGAAGUGGGUGUGGUAAUGCCUUCUUUCUGGAAUAUACUGAACAAGGCAAGGAAGGAUGGGGUGAGCUUGUAUAAUAUCUCAUCGCAUGGGAGAUAUUUGCUAAGUUCUUCAUUUGACAGAGAGAAGUAUGAUCAAGUGUUGAACUUCUUGGGAGUGAAACCCGUGGAGGAUAAAUGGUAUGUUAAGUGCAUCCGCAGUUCUCAUCUCAUACUAGGAGUCUCAGAGGAGGUGUAUUUAGAGCUACUAGUAUUUGUAGCCAAGAACUGGAGGUCAAAUUUUCAGAAUACUAACAUCAAGGACACUCCGCUUCUGAAGUAUGUGAGUUAUAAUGAUGAUGUCUCUUUGUUUAGUAUAAAUGUCUCACUGGGGUAUGCAGGGAAGGUUCUUGCUUGCGAGCCUCAUCAUGUGCCAUGGUUGAUCGAUUGGAACAGUGAAUUUGGAUGUUCAUCAGGCCCAUUUUUUAUUCCUAAAUCUACACAAGAAGCUAUACAACAGCAACAAUGGUCUGAGAAGCAGAUAUUGUUGGGGUGGCUUUCAAAUGAGGUGAAGGUUCGGACUGUAAGUUUGUACAACUAUUUCUGACACUAUGCAGCCCUUCUUGUUGAUUUGCUUAAGGGUGAUAGGAAGCGCGCUGUUACUUUUGUUCAUUUCUUAUAUCACUCGCUUUCAAGGAACUACCUGUCUGGGAUAGAUGUUAGGCGAUUGUGUUGCAAUAUGCCGCUUGUAGAUAACUAUGGGCAGGUAACCACACCAAGGAAUCGAGUUCUUGUUCCUGCUAAUGGAAGCAAAUGGGUUCGUCUGAUCGGAUCUAAUCCGUGGAGAGCUGAAGGCUUUCUUGAGCUAGCGGAAGACUAUCGGCGACCUGUCAUACAUGCAGGUGUUAUCACCCCUGAGGAACAGCUUAUUCCUUUUCUCAGAAGUCAUGUUGGGGCUUCUGAUGUCCCUGAUUUGUCUCCACCCAAUGCAGUAAUUCCUACAAUGUCUGCUCCUCUAACCAAUGAUAAUACGUUCUUGCUGUUGGGUUGGAUUCACUUGAUGCAGAAAGGGGUUAGCAUGCCAAAAAUGUUCUUGAAAGGCAUAAAGGAGGGAAGCUGGAUGAGGGUUUCCUUGGGGAGCAGGCCAGGCUACCGGCCUCCAUCUCAGUCAUUCCUACCAAACUCAUCGUGGGGCCAUCUUCUGCAGAAUGAAAAUGUGCUAGUUGAUAUCCCAAUAAUUGAUCAGAAGUUCUAUGGUUAUGAAAUAAGCAAAUAUAAAGUGGAGCUUGGAGAAAUAGGAGUGAUGUUUGAUUAUGGAGAGGCUUUCCAAUUUAUCGGGAAGCAUCUCAUGUCUUCGGCAGCCUUCUCCUCUCUAACGAGAGGGAAUGUUUUUUCGAUAUUGAAGUUCAUAAAGUUUCUGAGGGAGGGAAUUCUGCCUGCUCAGAACUUCAUCCAAAGUAUCCGGGAAGGGAAAUGGAUACGAACUUCACUUGGCGACAGAUCCCCAGUUGGAUCUGUUUUGUUUGAUCAGGAAUGGGAAACUGCAUCGCAGAUGAGUGCCAUCCCAUUUAUUGAUAAAGAUUACUAUGGGGAGGAAAUACUUCAGUUUAAAACAGACCUUCAGUUGGGCGUGGUAGUUGGAUGGAGUGAGAAUUACCAGCUUGUUGCUGAAUAUCUGAAACCUGCAACGGGCAUCAAUGUUCGAACGGUUGAGUCUGGUCUUUUCAUUUUGAACUGCAUGCACCGUUUAGGAUCACCUGAUAAAUUAAUUAAAGUCUUUAAAGAUAAUAAAUUUUUGAAGACAAACAUGGGCUACAUGGCUCCAGUUGGGUCUCAUCUUAUCAGUCCUGAAUGGGGCUGUCUCCUUCAGAUUUUCAACAGCUUUGCUUUAAUCGAUGAAAAUUUUUAUGGGAGCAGCAUCUUCUCAUAUAAAAAUGAGUUAAAGAAACUGGGGGUGGUAGUGGAUUUUGAGCAGGCAAAAAAGGUGUUUGCUCGUGAGUUCAGGCAGCAAGGAGAGCUCUCCACUAUUGGAAAGGAACGUGCUUUCUCUUUGCUGGCCUGUUACAGAAAGUUCACGGGUACAUCUUUUGAAUUCUGUGAUGAUUUGAUGAGAUGUAUCCUUGAGGUUAAAUGGUUGCGAACUCGCCUCGGUGAUUUUAGAGUCCCGGGAGAGUGCAUUUUGUUUGGGCCUGAUUGGGAAUCUAUAUCUUGCAUAUCUCUGCUUCCUUUCAUUGAUGACGCUGACAAUUGGUAUGGCAAGGGCAUCUAUGAAUAUGAGAAGGAGUUGGAAAGUAUGGGAGUUAAAGUUGCCUUCAAGGAUGGAUGCGGGUUUGUGGCUACCGGCCUUAAGUUACCAUUUGAUCCCAGCUGCAUAACUCCUGCAAAUGCUUACUCAUUACUUGAAUGUAUUCGCAUUUUACGGACACAGAACAAUGGCCCUUUACCUGAUUCUUUUCUGACGAAAGUGUCUCAAAAAUGGUUGAAAACCUCUUUUGAUUAUAGGCCUCUUGGUAAGUGUUUACUUUAUAAUUCUGAUUGGAAGUCAUUGCAACGAGAGGAUGGACCUUUCAUUGAUGAAGAAUUUUAUGGCUCCAACAUUACAUCUUAUGCCAAAGAGCUUAGCGCAAUUGGAGUAACUAUUGAUGCAAGAAAUGGCGGACCAUUGCUUGCCAAUCACCUGCAUUUCUUUUCAAAAUUCAGUACCAUUGCUCAAAUAUAUAGUUACUUGCAAGACUGCAACUGGAACCCUGAAACUGGAUAUGAAAGGAAAAUUUGGAUCCUAAGUGGAAGUGAUGAUGGUGAAUGGGCAGCACCUCAAGAUUGCGUCCUACGGGACAAGGAUGGGCUGUUUGAUAAACAUUUUAAUGUGUUGGAGAAGCAUUAUGGAAAGGAGUUACUUCUUUUUUUCUCAAGUGCUUUUGGAGUUAAAUCCUGUCCUUCACUUGUUGACUAUUGUGAGCUCUGGAAGGAAUGGGAGUUGUGUGGACGGCCCUUAACACUUGAAAGGUGUUGUGCGUUCUGGAAAUUUGUUGUAAGCCGCUGCAGUUCGGAGACACUGAAAAUGCUUGGUGAACAUUUGAUUAAACUGCCUGCGUAUUCAGCAUCAGAUGAAAUUUUGUUGAUUGAGAGGCAUGAUGUUUUUAUUGCUGAUGACCUUCCUCUGAAGGAUCUUUUUGUGCAGUCGUCUUCCCAGCCUCUAUUUGCUUGGUAUCCCCAGUCGAGCAUUGCAUCUUUGCCUCGGUUUAAGCUGCUUGAAGUUUACAGCAAAAUUGGAGUCCGAAACCUAUCUGAAUCUGUCCAGAAAGAAGAAAUGUCCAUAACUGAUGGUGCUGGACUUCAGCAAGUUAGCCCCAGGGAAACUUUAAUUGGAAAAGGGCUGCUUAUGCUGAUCCUAAGUUUUCUAGCUGGACCAGCUCUCAAAAUGGAAGCAGAAAACAGGCAUGAACUUGUGCGAUGUCUACUUAAUCUGACUGUCUUUGAGACAGCGGAGCCAGUCAAAAUUUGUUACAGUUUAUCGCUCUCGUCAGGAGAAAAGUUGAAAGCUGAGGCGACACGAAUGAUUCGUUGGGAGAGGGAGAAUAAAGAGCUUUUUGCACAAAAGAUGAACAGGUCGGGUGGGCAUAGAAGUAUCAUUGAAUAUGCUACAUCUUUUUCUGAGGUGAUAUCUGCUGGAUUACUGUGGGAGAAUGAAGACCAAAUGCACCAACUGGCAGAGCUGAUCAAAUUAGGCUUCCUCUUGGAAUUUGAGGAGCAAGCGAUUGGGUUUCUCAUGAAAACCAAGAAUCUUCAGCUAUUCGCAGAGGAUGAAAGGUUCCUAUCUUCUGCUUUCCCUUCCGAUUAG
This is a messenger RNA of Diospyros lotus (date-plum), 5128 nucleotides long. RefSeq lists its product as uncharacterized. The record is from RefSeq and is a predicted model, not a curated record. Lineage: Eukaryota; Viridiplantae; Streptophyta; Magnoliopsida; Ericales; Ebenaceae.